AUGCAGCACCAGCAUAGGCUUCUCAUACUGUAUGCAACUCAAACCGGCAAUGCAUUGGAUGCUGCUGAACGUCUUGCUCGUGAAGCCGAACGAAGAUCCUGCCCCAAUAAACUUCUCUCUCUUCAUGAUUAUGAUCCUAGUCUGUUACCUCAGGAAGAGGCUGUCGUUUUUGUGGUUUCUACCACAGGCCAGGGUGAUGCCCCUGAUUCCAUGAAGGUCUUUUGGAGGUUUCUUCUUCAGAGAAACCUAAGCAACCAUUGGCUGAAAGGGGUUCAUUACACUGUCUUCGGUUUGGGUGAUUCUGGUUAUCAGAAAUACAAUUUUGUUGCAAAGAAGCUGGACAAAAGAUUAAUGGACCUUGGAGGAACAACUAUUGUAGAAAGAGGCUUGGGAGAUGAUCAGCACCCUUCAGGCUAUGAAGGUACUCUUGAUCCUUGGAUGUCUUCUCUAUGGAGAAUCUUAAACAUGAUCAAACCAGAAUUAUUACCAAAUGGCCCAGAUGUUGUAAUUCAAGAUACAAUGUUGAUUGACCAACCGAAAGUCCAAAUCUCAUAUCACAAAAUUGAAAAUAUCAAGUCGCAUUUUUCAACUGCAUCAGAUUUAAUGAGUCCUGAUAUUCUUCGGAGUGCUCGUUCAAUGCAUCCGGGAAAUUCUUCUUCUGACAGAAGUGGGCAUCCUGACUGCUUUCUUAAGAUGGUGAAGAAUCUUCCUUUGACCAGACCAAACUUUGGAAAAGAUGUUCGUCAUUUUGAAUUUGAAUUUGUUUCAGAUGCUGUUCAGUAUGACACUGGUGAUGUUCUUGAAAUUCUCCCCGGUCAAGAUUCAGCCGCAGUUGAUGCUUUUAUACAACGUUGUAAUUUGGAUCCUGAUUCACUCAUCACUGUGAGUCCUAGAGAAAUGGAUGAUUGCAAUGGACAUGGCUCUAGAAUGCCUGUAAAAUUAAGAACUUUUGUGGAAUUGACUAUGGAUGUAGCUUCUGCUUCCCCUCGGCGGUAUUUCUUUGAGGUUAUGAGCUUUUUUGCAACAGCUGAACAUGAGAAAGAAAGACUUAAGGAUUUUGCUUCGCCAGAAGGAAGAGAUGACCUGUACCAAUACAACCAGAAGGAGAGGAGAACUGUUCUUGAGGUGCUUGAGGAUUUUCCUUCUGUACAAAUGCCAUUUGAGUGGCUAAUUCAAUUGGUUCCUUUGCUGAAAACUAGAGCAUUUUCCAUAUCAUCUUCUCAAUCAGCUCACCCUUAUCAAGUACACUUGACUGUGAAUGUCGUGUCCUGGACAACACCUUACAAGAGGAAAAAGAAAGGACUAUGCUCCUCGUGGCUAGCAACAUUAGAUCCCUCCAAUGCCGUCAGUAUCCCUGCCUGGUUUCAAAAAGGUUCUCUUCCGACACCAUCACCCUCACUUCCCCUCAUACUUGUUGGACCGGGAACAGGAUGUGCGCCUUUUCGCGGAUUUAUUGAGGAGAGGGCAUUGCAAAGUAAAAAUAUUUCCACUGCUCCGAUUAUGUUUUUCUUUGGCUGUUGGAAUGAAGAUGGUGAUUUCUUAUACAAAGACUUCUGGUUGAAUCAUUCACAAAACAAUGGUGUGCUUUCAGAAGCAAAGGGUGGUGGUUUCUAUGUUGCUUUCUCUAGAGACCAACCUGAGAAAGUUUAUGUUCAGCAUAGAAUGAAGGAACACAGUGAAAGGGUUUGGAACCUAUUAGCCGAGGGAGCUGCUGUUUAUAUAGCAGGUUCAUCAACUAAUAUGCCUACAGAUGUAACAUCGGCUUUUGAGGAGAUUGUAUCGAAAGAAAAUGAUGUUUCAAAGGAAGAUGCAGUUAGGUUGAUUAGGGCAUUGGAAAGGUCUGGUAAAUAUCACAUUGAAGCAUGGUCUUGA
Lathyrus sativus (Indian pea) is the source of this 1872-nucleotide messenger RNA. The record is from the annotation of a GenBank genome assembly. Lineage: Eukaryota; Viridiplantae; Streptophyta; Magnoliopsida; Fabales; Fabaceae.